Molecule: messenger RNA, 441 nt
Organism: Uncinocarpus reesii 1704
Lineage: Eukaryota; Fungi; Ascomycota; Eurotiomycetes; Onygenales; Onygenaceae
Exons: 2
Coding region: 1-441 (146 amino acids)
Source: RefSeq, a predicted model, not a curated record
AUGUACUACAUUCUCUACCUAGCGAGCCUCUGCCGCCGUCGCCGUUGGCCGGAACCCCUUUACGAGCCGUACGGCGGAGCCGCGGGGUAUACCUGUGUAGUCCGCGUCAACAAUCGUGAAUACCAAACCGACACUGUUUGCGAAACCGAAAUGCUUGCGCGAGAGAAUGCAGCGAUGCGCGCCUACCUGAUUUGCCGGAAUUUCUCUGUCAACGAUGGAAUGUAUCCCGCUGGUCACGAUCAUGGGGGAAUAGUACAAGGGAUUCCGGUUGCCAUUGGUACUGGUCGAGGAAGCCGCUGUAGCGAUGCGGACUCGUCAACAAGCGAGGGUAGUCGGAGCGGGGGAAGCAGCCCGCAAAGUUGUGAAGGGAAUCGGAUUGGUGCAGCUCGUCAGAGCUCUGUACCAACCAGAGCACUGCAAUUUAAACCCCGGGGACUCUGA